GUGAUCGUGACAUGCGAGCAAUAACGUGCCAACUGUUUCUGUACAUUAACUGCUGUUUGCCUUUGCAAAUGGACCACCAUGAAAUUAAUUAUUGCGAAUCGUGUUCUAUGCGCGAUGGGACCAACGAUCUAAUUGAAAGGUCAAACGAAUCGCGAACCCUCUUCCGGGACGCGAUAAUGGGGUGUCAACGAAACGAGAUAAUCGAUAAUCGAUAGCCGAAUUCCUGGCUGAGAUGCUCGCGAGCGGGCCGACUCUACGCAAUAGUACGUAAGAGUCGUAACAAUUAGGGCUUUUAGCGCUGCACGCUGGAUUUGCUUAACGUUUCUGGUGAUACAGUUACCGGUAACCGAAGAGUACGUUUGAACUGGACCCACGAGUCGGUCAGUCGCUCUUUGGGCUUUAUCAUCGACGGUUCCUAGACGGAGGUGUCUCGCCGUUUGACAACUUGCAAACGCAACGAAUCGAUCGAGGACCGACGCGAAAUCCUCCACGUGCUCCGAGAUCGAUGAACUCGCGUCCAUCCGAUCCACCAGGAAUGAACGUUCGUAUCGCGGAAUCGAUCAGCUCCUCCUGAAUCGUCGCAGUCACAGUUUCCACGAAACGGUGAGCCGGGGAAGAAAGUGUGCGAGCUCACGUGUUCGCGAAUGAGAGGAACGGGUGGUGCCUAUCUUCGAGCAACGCGGUUCCAUUGAAGAUACAAUUAUGGACAGAAUGCAAACGAAUUUGGUUUGUCACUGCCUUCUGUUACUCGUUUGCGUUUCGCACGCCUCGGCGAGCGAGUCUAAUUUUUACGAGAUCGACGCGCCACCGGAGACCGACGAGCGCGAGGAAACUUCUACGAUCGGUACGGCGGUACAAACGUACAGACGUCCGAGAGUGCAUCGACGCGGUUAUCACGAGGAUCACGGAUCGACGUACGAGGACGACCACGACGAUCAUUACGGUGAUCACAUGGAGGAAGAGGAACACGCCAUGAAAGCCAUGGGACAAGCGAAGGUCGAUUACUGGGGCGGUUACUACGAUUUUCUGAUAAAUGAGGGAAGCUACAAGUUCUGGGCCGUGUUUCAACUCGCCACCGCGGCACUUUUGAUCUACAGCGGUUUCGCUGCGCUCUACUACGCGAAGGUGAACCCGCCGGCGAUAGACGACGAUGACUUCGAUCUCCUGCGUCGUCGACGGAGAGCGUUGUCCGUUUCUCCGCGAGACAGAUCGUUCUGCGGUUUGGACAGCGCGACUUUUCAGAGGAUAAUCGACGCAGUUGCCAGAGAGAUUCAUUGAUACAUGUCUCUGCAAACUGUGCAUCGUUAGAAACGUACCAUUACAGAUACGCAUCGACACGGAAGACACCGUCCCUCGACUCGGACGUCGUUCCUGACCAUGUAAUGACUCGUGUAUAUACGCAAUAUUUGUAUAUCUGUCUGUAAUUUGUGGAUUCUUGUACCGUAUUUCUCGUGUACCGUUGCUCAAUACAAAAUCCGAAGGCAACCCUACAAUGAAAACCUCGAU
Ceratina calcarata is the source of this 1506-nucleotide messenger RNA. RefSeq lists its product as uncharacterized. Lineage: Eukaryota; Metazoa; Arthropoda; Insecta; Hymenoptera; Apidae. The transcript is spliced from 4 exons. The record is from RefSeq and is a predicted model, not a curated record. Bases 703 to 1278 code for a protein of 191 amino acids.